GAGAACUAUGAGCAGAUGAAGGCAUUGGUGGUUCAGCUGCGGGAUCGCAUGGAGCAGGUGCGACGAGGAGGCAGUGAAAAAGCCCGGGCACUUCAUACAUCAAGAGGAAAACUGCUGCCCAGGGAAAGAAUUGACAAUCUCAUCGACCCAGGGUCUCCGUUUCUGGAGUUAUCCCAGUUUGCAGGCUACCAGCUGUACGGCGACGAGGACGUCCCCGCAGGCGGCAUCAUCACCGGCAUUGGAAGGGUGUCGGGAGUGGAAUGCAUGAUUGUCGCCAAUGAUGCCACUGUUAAAGGAGGCACCUACUACCCUGUGACUGUGAAAAAGCACCUGCGGGCACAAGAAAUUGCGCUGCAGAACCGGCUCCCCUGCAUCUACUUGGUUGACUCGGGUGGUGCCAACUUGCCUCGCCAAGCAGAUGCAUUUCCAGAUCGCGAUCACUUUGGCCGCAUAUUCUAUAAUCAAGCAAUCAUGUCUUCUAAAAAUAUCACACAGAUCGCGGUGGUCAUGGGCUCCUGCACGGCGGGUGGCGCCUACGUGCCUGCAAUGGCCGACGAGAACAUCAUUGUGCGCAAGCAGGGGACCAUUUUCCUGGCAGGACCCCCCCUGGUUAAAGCAGCCACCGGCGAGGAGGUAUCUGCUGAGGAGCUUGGAGGUGCUGAUCUUCACUGCAGGAAGUCGGGAGUCACUGACCACUACGCUGUGGACGAUCACCACGCCCUUCACUUAGCAAGGAGGAUCGUGAGGAGCCUGAAUUACCAGAAGAAAUUGGAUGUGACUCUCGAGCCUUCCGAAGAGCCUUUGUUUCCUGCCGAUGAACUGUACGGAAUAGUUGGUGCCAACCUGAAGAGGAGCUUUGAUGUCCGAGAGGUCAUUGCUCGAAUUGUGGAUGGAAGCAGAUUCAAUGAGUUCAAAGCCUUUUAUGGAGAUACAUUAGUCACAGGAUUUGCUCGAAUAUUUGGAUAUCCAGUAGGUGUCAUUGGAAACAAUGGAGUUCUGUUUUCUGAAUCUGCAAAAAAGGGUGCUCACUUCAUCCAGCUGUGCUGCCAAAGAAAUAUUCCUCUGCUGUUCCUCCAGAACAUUACUGGAUUCAUGGUUGGUAGAGACUAUGAGGCCGAGGGAAUUGCCAAAGACGGUGCCAAGAUGGUGACUGCGGUAGCCUGUGCCAAAGUGCCUAAGAUAACCGUCAUCAUUGGGGGGUCCUACGGGGCUGGAAACUACGGGAUGUGUGGCCGAGCGUACAGCCCAAGGUUCCUCUACAUGUGGCCAAAUGCUCGUAUCUCAGUGAUGGGAGGAGAGCAGGCGGCCAGUGUGUUAGCCACCGUAGCCAAGGACCAAAGAGCACGGGAGGGGAAGCAAUUCUCCAGUGCUGAUGAAGCAGCUUUGAAAGAACCCAUCAUUAAGAGGUUCGAAGAGGAAGGAAACCCUUACUAUUCCAGUGCAAGGCUGUGGGAUGAUGGCAUUAUUGACCCGGUGGACACCAGAUUGGUCCUGGGUCUCAGUAUCAGCGCGGCCCUCAACGCACCAAUCCAGAAGACUGACUUUGGCAUCUUCAGGAUGUAACUGGAGUCAAACAUGUGCCAAAAAGUAACACGUGUCAUAGCCUUAACGUUUGAAGGUUUUUUUUAAUCAUGUGGCUGUUAAAAUAUUUUUUUCUAAGCACAGUACAUUGUACUUUUCUACCUUAAAAAAAAAUCAGUGAGCACAUUCAUUUGACAAGCAUCAGUUCCUUUUAAAUUUUCUUAGAGAAAUUCUCUAUGGCUCAGUUUUACUGCUGUCAUUUUGAAUCCCACAAGAAGUAUGAAAAAUCCUAUAAUCUGUAAAUUCCUGCUGUUAAGAUCAUUGAUAUAAAGUUGUAUCUCCAAUGAAAUGAUCAUGUUGCUGAUAAUGCUUCAUGAUAUUUUCCCUUCAGCCACUGUCCGCCUCCCUGCCUUGGCAGUCAGCCGUCUCCCUGUCUGCGCCCGGCCUCUCCCCGCUGCCCCCCCCGCCUCUUUCUCCACCCCCGCUUCCCUCCCUCCCUCUGUCCCUGACUUCCACUGCCAGCGCUUGUCCCAGGGACCCUGAGAUCUCGGUGCUGUGAAACCAGCCGGCCGUCCCUACCCUUAGUGGAGGGGACCCAGCGGCACUGGGUCGGCAGUCUGUCUCACUUGUCAUUGGUAACCCUGAGUACGUGCUUAUUCUAAAAGAUACAAAGAACACACAGAUACCUAUUUUUAAAAAUUGUGGUCAGAUACAUAUAAAUUUAUCUCAACCAUUUAUUUUUAUCUUUUCUGUUUUUAUGGGUAUAUGUUUGCAAUACAUAACAAAUAUACUCACCCUGAGGAGCCGGUGCAUGUGCGUAGCCCAUCUUGAUCAUUUUUACCCCCUUUCCCACCCUCCCUCACGUCUUUUCACAUCCCUAAGUCCCUUCCCAUCUCCACAGACUUUCUUUCGUUUCCUAUCUGUCUUUUAUUUUGCUGUUUAAAUUUGUUUAUACUUUGGGUUUCUUACCUAAGGAAGCCAUGCGAUGUUUACGCUUCUAGGUCCAGUUUGUUUUGCCAGCAUGAUGGUUGCAAGGCGCAUCCACUUCCCUAACAGCGACUCAGAUUUAUCCUUCCUGUGCCCGAGAGUGCUCCAUGUGACCGUUUUAAAGCCCAGCAUCACUAAAUACUUCCAUAUUGUUGUGCAGCCAUCCCCAUUAUCCGUCUCUAUUUUUCACACUGUGUCUUCAAUGCCUGCCAUUUGUAGAUGUGCUGUAUUUGUUGAAUGAAUAGAUCAAUGGAAAAAAUUGUCAAUUGAAAAUUGUAACUGCUGUCCUUAGGCCACAAAGUUUUAAAAUUAGGUGAUUGAUUAUAUGAUUUCACAUGACUAUCAGAUGUUUUCCUAAUAAAAUUAGCAUUUCAAACA
Chinchilla lanigera (long-tailed chinchilla) is the source of this 2886-nucleotide messenger RNA. It is a transcript of the gene Mccc2, whose product is annotated as methylcrotonoyl-CoA carboxylase 2 (beta). Gene Ontology annotation, molecular function: methylcrotonoyl-CoA carboxylase activity. The record is from RefSeq and is a predicted model, not a curated record. Lineage: Eukaryota; Metazoa; Chordata; Mammalia; Rodentia; Chinchillidae. Gene Ontology annotation, biological process: L-leucine catabolic process. Gene Ontology annotation, cellular component: mitochondrion; methylcrotonoyl-CoA carboxylase complex.